Salvia hispanica is the source of this 2052-nucleotide messenger RNA. Its product is annotated as protein NRT1/ PTR FAMILY 7.3-like. Gene Ontology annotation, cellular component: membrane. Gene Ontology annotation, biological process: transmembrane transport. Gene Ontology annotation, molecular function: transmembrane transporter activity. The record is from RefSeq and is a predicted model, not a curated record. Lineage: Eukaryota; Viridiplantae; Streptophyta; Magnoliopsida; Lamiales; Lamiaceae.
UUUCUUGCUUGCCAACUCACUCAACAUUCCUAUAUACACAAAACAACUAUUAAUUCUACACACAAGAAAUCCUCAUCUCCUUCUUCAAAUGGGAUCUUUAGAAUCAUCCAAGGCUCAAAAAUUAAAGGAAGAAGAAUACACAGGUGAUGGAAGUGUUGAUUUUAAUGGAAAACCAGCUAUUCGAGACCUAACUGGAAAAUGGUCUGCUGGGACAAUAAUAUUAUUGAAUCAAGGUCUAGCAACGCUAGCAUUUUUCGGGGUGGGAGUGAAUCUGGUGCUGUUUCUAACAAGAGUGCUGCAGCAAGACAACGCCGAAGCAGCCAAUAGUGUUAGCAAAUGGACCGGCACGGUCUACAUCUUCUCGCUCGUUGGUGCUUUCCUUAGCGACUCUUAUUGGGGACGAUACAAAACUUGUGCCAUCUUUCAAGCCAUAUUUGUUAUUGGUCUAGUGCUCUUGUCACUAUCCACACAGGUGUUCUUGCUCAAACCCGGGGGCUGUGGGGACGAGACGACCAAAUGCAACACGCAUUCGAGUUGGGAGCUGGGGCUCUUCUACAUCUCUAUAUACAUGGUGGCUCUUGGCAACGGCGGCUACCAGCCUAACAUAGCCACAUUUGGCGCUGAUCAGUUCGACAUAGAGGAUCCGAGAGAGGGCUAUUCCAAAGUGGCCUUUUUCAGCUACUUCUACCUUGCAUUGAACAUCGGCGAACUCUUCUCCAACACUGUAUUGGUAUACUUCGAAGACGAAGGGUUGUGGGCCCUCGGGUUCUGGGCCUCCACCGCCUCUGCCACCCUCGCCCUGCUCCUCUUCCUCGGAGGCACCAAGCGCUACCGCCAUUUCAAGCCCAGCGGCAACCCCCUCUCUCGCAUUUCCCAAGUCUUGGUCGCCGCCACAAAGAAGUGCAGUGUGAGGAUCCCACCGGGCGAGGAUGCUGCCAACUUGUACGAACCCGAGGGAUCCAAGAACGGAGCCCGGAAGAUGCUUCACACGCAGGGGAUCAAAUUCUUGGACAGGGCAGCAUUUGUGACGGCGCAGGACGAGGAGGAGCUGAAGCAGAGCGAGCACAAGAACAACCCGUGGCGGCUCUGCCCCAUCUCGCAAGUGGAGGAGGUGAAGUGCAUACUGAGGCUGCUCCCCAUCUGGCUCUGCACCAUCAUCUACUCCGUCGUGUUCACGCAGAUGGCCUCCCUCUUCGUGGAGCAGGGGGACGCCAUGAACACGCAGAUCUCCAACUUCCGGAUCCCAGCAGCCAGCAUGUCGAGCUUCGACAUCCUCAGCGUGGCCCUCUUCAUAUUCCUGUACAGGAGGGUGGUGGACCCAGCCGUGCGCGUGGUGAGGAAGGACUCCAAGGGGCUUACUGAGCUACAACGGAUGGGGAUCGGGCUGGUGAUCGCGGUGAUGGCGAUGGUGUCUGCGGGGAUAGUGGAGUGGUACAGGCUGAAAUACGCGAGGAGGGAUUGUAAGCAGUGCCAGGGUUCGAGCACGCUGAGCAUAUUGUGGCAGGUGCCGCAGUACGGGCUGAUAGGGGCGUCGGAGGUGUUCAUGUACGUGGGGCAGCUGGAGUUCUUCAACGCGCAGGCGCCAGAGGGGCUGAAGAGCUUUGGGAGCGCGCUGUGCAUGACGUCGAUAUCGCUGGGGAACUACGUGAGCAGCCUGCUGGUGUCGAUAGUGAUGAAGAUAUCGACGGAGGACAACAUGCCGGGGUGGAUACCGGGGAAUCUCAACAGGGGGCAUCUGGACAGGUUCUACUUUUUGCUGGCGGGGCUGACGGCGGUUGAUCUCGUGAUUUACGUGGCCUGCGCAUCGUGGUACAAAAGCAUCAAGCUCGGAGGGGGAGAAGAUGAGGAGGAGGAUUAUGAUGAGGUGUAAGUAGGUAAUCCUCAUUCAUUGGACUUGUACAGAAGAGUUUGAGGAGGAGAAGAGAUGAAGAAGAGAGUGAGAGAUACACUAUACGGUUUGAAAUCAGUGAAUGGCUAAGUGUUUAAUUUGGUUCCACGAUUGAUCAUGAAAUAGAUAUGCAAGUGCUUUAAGAAAUGUGUCGUGUUACUCCA